Aspergillus terreus NIH2624 is the source of this 666-nucleotide messenger RNA. RefSeq lists its product as uncharacterized. NCBI's taxonomy places the organism in Eukaryota, Fungi, Ascomycota, Eurotiomycetes, Eurotiales, Aspergillaceae. The record is from RefSeq and is a predicted model, not a curated record. Bases 1 to 666 code for a protein of 221 amino acids. The transcript has 2 exons.
AUGACCGUAACCUGCUUCGCGGGGCCCUGGCUCACUAACGCCAUCGGCUUCAAAUACACCCUCUCGCUGGGCUCAAUCGGCUACCCGCUGUACGCCGCCGGGCUCUACCUCAACAACCGCACCGGGGCCACCUGGCUCGUCUACCUCGGCGCCGUAACCUGCGGCAUCAGCGCCGGCUUCUUCUGGAGCGUUGAGGGCGCCAUCGCAACCGGGUAUCCAGAGGCGCACAAGCGCGGCCGCUACAUCGCCACCUGGUUCUCCUUCCGCAACUGCGGCAACAUCAUCGGCGGCGCCGUCGCCCUCGCCAUCAACCACCGCACCACCCAGCGCGGCCAGGUCGGAUACCAGACGUACCUCGCGUUCAUCGCGAUCCAGUGUCUGGGGCCGUUUGUGGGGCUGCUGCUGUCGAAUCCGGAGAACGUGCAGCGCGACGAUGGCACGCGCAUCGAAGCGCCGCGCGACGUGCACUGGCGCACAGAGCUGGCCGCCAUGUGGCGUCUGCUCCGCAGCAGGUCCAUCCUCCUGCUCACCCCGCUGUUCUGGUACUUCGGCUGGAUCCAGGCGUACCCGGGCACGUACCUUGCGACGUACUUUACCGUGCGGUCGCGCGCGCUGGGCAGCUUCAUGCAAGCGGUCGUGGCGCGACCUGGAUCUGGGCUGUGGUGA